Molecule: messenger RNA, 2217 nt
Organism: Blepharisma stoltei
Lineage: Eukaryota; Ciliophora; Heterotrichea; Heterotrichida; Blepharismidae
Source: the annotation of a GenBank genome assembly
AUGGACAAAAAUACCAUUCUGAUAGGUGGUGCAGCUGCAGCUGCCAUUGGUUUCUUUUUAUAUAAAUUACGCACUAGCAAGCCUCUCCCUCCUGCUUAUGAUGGAUCAGAGUCUUAUCUUGGCGCUAUUGAUGUCGGCACAGGAUCCACAAGAUUUCUGAUUUUUAACUCCAAAGGUGUACAAAUAGCUUCACAUAGCAUUGACUUGACCCAAUACUUCCCAUCUCAUGAAGAGCAUGAGCAAAACCCUUUUACUCCUCCUCUUUAGCCUCAUUUAGGAGUGAAAGCCUAUUUUUAGCCCGCUUAAAAGCAAGCUAAUGGAUGUUUUUAUAUAUUAUUAUUAUUAUUUAACGAGAAACCUAGCUAAUUAUAUUAAUUUAAGAUAUUUUGCAAUUUUAAACAUAAAUUAGAAAUUAUUUUAAAUUUAUUUUUCCAAAAUUUAAAAAAUAAUUUUCCAAUUUAAUAUAAAAUUGAAAAAAUAAACCCUUCAAAACGCAAGGAGAGAAAUCUCUCUAAAAGGGUGGAUUAGAGUAUGUUGAAGCUUCAUUAAAAUGCAUAGAAACAGCCUGUCAAAAAGCAGGGAUUCCUAAAACUCUAUUUAAAGGAAUCGGCAUUAGCAAUCAAAGAGAAACAAUUAUUGCAUGAAAUAAAGAAACCGGUAAACCUUUCCACAAUGCAAUAAUUUGGGAUGAUGCCCGCACGGCUGAAAUCUGUCACGAGCUUCAAAACCUAAAAAUUGAUUUUAGAUCAAAAACAGGGCUUCCUAUUUCCACCUACUUUUCUGCUUCAAAAAUUUUGUGGCUUAUCCGAAAUAACUCAGCAGUCAGAAAAAGUUUGUCUGAAAACACUUGUUUAUUCGGAACAGUAGAAACCUGGAUGAUUUAUAAUUUAACUAAAGGCAAAAGAUAUGUUUCAGACAUAAGCAAUGCCUCAAGAACAUUACUAAUGAAUUUGCGAGGAUUCUGGGAUGAAGAGAUAUUGGCUGCACUUGAUAUUCCAAUUACUGCUUUGCCAGAAAUUGUAAGUUCUGCUGAGGUGUAUGGGUAUAUGAAAUCAGGAUAUCUUGAAGGAAUCCCUAUCUGUGGAAGUCUUGGAGAUCAACAGUCAGCUUUAUUAGGACACCAAUGUGUCGAAGCAGGAUCAGCAAAAAAUACAUAUGGGACUGGAGCCUUCUUGUUAAUGAGCACUGGAAAUGAUAUAAUUCAAAGCUCGACUGGACUAUUGACUACUGUAUAUGGAAAGUUUGGACCAGAUGGACCGAUUUAUUAUGCACUGGAAGGAUCUGUGGAAAAUGCUGGAAGUGCAAUUAAAUGGGCACUCAAUAAAUUGAGGCUUUUUUCGACAUUUGCAGAGCUAGAAGCACAGGCCCGUACUGUUGCGGACUCUGAUGGCGUUGUAUGUGUCUCUGCACUUAGCGCUUGUUCGCUCCUCAUUGGAUAAAUAAAAUGGCAUUCGGUUCGAGAGAAAUUGGCUCUGCCGAUUUUCUCUCCCUCAUUAUGGGGUUGGAGAGCUUCUGCACAGCAACAGCCGUUUAACUUUGGGGAUAACCAAAGGUACGGCUCCACAGUGCAUUCAAGAGGCUCAGAGUUUUACCUCUCAGCACAUCCCCACGGGAGGAUGACCCUUAGGCGGAACACGCAGGAGCUGAGUCAGGAGAACGACGGCAACUCCCGGGUGAGAGGUGCGUCGACUUUCUGGCGACGAAGCCUUAUAGAAGGCAUGGGUGGGGCUGACCACAUAUUCCAAGAUGGCUUGGUGACGUCACUAGUCUCGCUUGUUCGCUCCUCAUUGGAGGCCAGAUGCAAGAGGUGUAAUAAUUGGCUUGACACAGCAUACAACCCGAGCCCAUAUUUUGAGAGCAUUGCUUGAAGGGAUUUGUUUUAGAACUAAAGAAGUUAUAGAUGCCUUGCUUUCUGAUACACCUUACAAGCUUAAUAAACUUUGUGUUGAUGGCGGAAUGACUAAAAAUGUUUUAUUUUUAGAAAUCCAAGCAAAUAUUCUCGGAGUGCAGCUUGAGCUUCCUUUUGAGAAAGAUUUAACUGCUCUUGGAGCCGCUUUUGCAGCUGGACUAGGCUGUGGAGUCUAUAGAAGCCUUGACGACAUCCAAAAACUUAAUAAAAAUAUUGAAAAAAUCGUAGAUUUCACUUGGGACGAGCAAAAAAGAAAUGAGAAAAUUUCGCUAUGGAAUAAAACAAUUCCAAAAGCAUUUAACGAUUAA